UCACACUGGGGUCUGCAGACAGAGAUGUCAUGUGAAAACCCACAUGCUAUUCUUUCAAACUGUCGACCACUAUUAAGAAACACAGAUUUUCCGUACACAACGCCUGCUGGAAUGGUUUUACCCAGAAUCUAACAUUCUCCUGCAACUAUUGCUACUAAACUUGUGCUGAGGAUUCUGUAUUUUAAUGUUUAUGUUUCUAUCUUCAUGACUAAAUUGAGAAGAGAGUCGCCACCAUGCGAGCACAAAUUGAAGUGAUACCUUGCAAAAUCUGUGGAGAUAAAUCCUCUGGAAUUCAUUAUGGUGUUAUAACAUGUGAAGGCUGUAAGGGUUUCUUUCGGAGGAGUCAACAGAAUAAUGCCUCAUACUCCUGCCCACGACAGAGGAAUUGUUUAAUUGACAGAACAAAUAGAAACCGUUGCCAGCAUUGCCGACUGCAGAAGUGUCUUGCCCUCGGAAUGUCUCGAGAUGCUGUGAAAUUUGGAAGAAUGUCUAAGAAGCAGCGGGACAGCCUGUACGCAGAGGUGCAGAAACACCAGCAGAGGCUGCAGGAGCAGCUGCAGCAGCAGAACGGGGAAGCGGAGGCCCUGGCACGCGUCUACACCAGCAGCAUCAGCAAUGGCCUCAGCAACCUUAACAAUGAAAUCGGAGGCACUUAUUCCAAUGGACACAUAAUCGACCUGCCAAAAACAGAGGGGGGCAACCCCUACUACAGCGUUGAUUCCACUCAGCCCUCCCCGGAUCAGUCUGGAAUAGACAUGGUUGGAAUCAAGCAAAUCAAACAGGAGCCCAUUUAUGACCUGACGCCUGUACCAAACUUGUUUACAUACAGCUCCUUUACAGAUGGUCAGCUAGCCCCUGGAGUAACAAUGACCGAGUUAGAUCGAAUUGCACAGAAUAUUAUUAAGUCCCAUUUGGAGACAUGCCAGUACACUGUGGAGGAGCUGCAGCAGCUGGCAUGGCAGACGCACACAUAUGAAGACAUAAAAAUGUAUCAAAAUAAGACACGGGAAGUGUUAUGGCAGCAAUGUGCAAUCCAGAUCACACAUGCCAUUCAGUAUGUGGUAGAAUUUGCCAAGCGGAUAACAGGGUUUAUGGAUCUAUGUCAGAAUGAUCAAAUUCUUCUCCUUAAAUCAGGUUGUUUGGAAGUGGUGUUGGUGAGAAUGUGCCGUGCCUUCAAUCCACUGAACAACACUGUACUCUUCGAGGGAAAAUAUGGAGGAAUGCAGAUGUUUAAAGCACUAGGUUCAGAUGAUCUUGUCAGUGCAGCCUUUGACUUUGCAAAGAGUUUGUGCUCUCUUCAGCUUACCGAAGAGGAAAUCGCUUUGUUCUCAGCAGCUGUGCUGAUAUCACCAGAUCGACCCUGGCUGAUGGAACCCAGGAAAGUUCAAAAGCUGCAAGAGAAGAUUUACUUUGCACUACAGCAUGUGAUGCAGAAGAAUCACUUAGAUGAUGACACACUGGCAAAACUGAUUGCUAGGAUCCCAACAUUAUCAGCACUUUGUAAUCUACACACAGAGGAACUCCAGGCGUUUAAACAGUUACACCCUGAAACCGUCAACAUGCUCUUUCCUCCCCUGUACAAGGAACUCUUUAACCCGGACUCUUCAGCGUGCUCCAAGUGAAACAGCGCUCCACUACAGCCACUGGAGUGAAACACUUGUUACUGAUAAAGCAAUCUGUGAAUGGAGACUGAAAAUAAUCACUACUGCAACACUAGGAAUGUCCCGCACUCAGUACAGUUUUAUUCACCGAUACAGUUUAAAGAAUGUAAAUAUGCACCUAUUAAAAGGGGCUUUUCAUAACUGACCAGAAAUGUACAGACUUAGAACACGGUAUGUUAUCUUAUCUCUGGGUAACUUAUUUUAGAUUUUUUUGGUUUAUUUGGGGGUGUGUGUGCAGGGGAGGUUGGAGAAUCUGUUGGUAAGUUUUGAAAGAGUAAUUCUUACAAAAGUUAUAUUGUAGCUGUACCAUAGAGCAGAGCGUACAGUAUUAAUACCUGUUCUGAUCAUUGUUUAGAUGUAAUUUAAGAGAACAUUUGCCUGUGAGGCUAAUAAUUGGUUUUAUGUUUUUAGUUUAGUUUUACAUGUACAGAAUUUGUAAAAAUGAAACAGGAUUUGUAAGACAUUUGUGAUAUAUUGGGAACAAAAUAAUUAGGUUGGUUAAAAUUUAAUAUAAGCCUUGUCUGGAUUAUUUAUAAUUUUUUUAUGAAAAGAAGGUGUGAUAUUUCAAGUUUCAUAGACUACUGCAGACCUCUAAUGAACUAGAUUAAUUGCUAGUUUUUCCAUAUGAAGAAAUAUUUUUUGUGAAAAAAGGACAAACAGACAUACUUUAAAUAGCCCGUGUAAAUGCAUUGUCAACAACGACCGGACUGCUUUAGCAGAAAUACUACCGUAUUUUGGUAGAUAGCUCGGCCUGAGAGGUUUCCAUUCUAACUACUGCACUACAACCCUAGCUUUACACCACUUGGUAUGUCUGGGAAUUUUGCUUUAUUUUUCCUUGCCUCAGACCACAGUGUUGAAGACACUUUUGCACAUUUGGCCUACACAUGUUAUCAACUGAAGACAAAUGAAGGCUCAUGAACAGCAAUAAUUAUUAAGCUACCAUAUCCCAAAAAACUAUAGGGUCAUAGUAGUUUUUAUUUUAGUGAGCAUGAUAUGGCAGAUGUAUUGCCAAACAAAUUGCUGUAUUACAAACUUUUUUGCAAAAGGUAUAUUUGAGGAGCACAUGAAAGCUUUCAAAUUGAUAUUUUGGCUGUAUAUUUUGUAAGAAAGCAGCCUCCAAAUUCAGCUUUGUUUCAGUCUCCUUUAAAACAGUGUUUAAAUAACAUUUAAUUUCCUCUCAAUUCUAGUUUAUUUUCCUGUGCAUUCACAUUCAAUGGUUAUUGGCUACACGUUUUCUGGCCUUUAGCUUAAUGAAGAUCUUUAGCUAAUUGUGUAUACAAAAAGUCAUAAGUGGCCAAUGCAUAUCAGUGUCUCCGUGUUUCUUGUGUAACCUGACUAGGCUGCUAACUCACUCAUCACCCAGAACAAGCAAUAUACAGUACAUGGAUGUAUCUGAUAUCAUUGAUAGUUUAACCAUGGUAUGUGAUAACAUGAUUUAUCAGAAUACCUUUUUAUUCAAAAACGGUUUGUAUCGCUAACUUAUUGCUUUAGAACAGUUGUAUUAUGGGAUGGGGAGUAUUCAGAUCUUAGAUUUCUGCAAUACCUUGUGUAGUAUCUUUACUAGCAUUGUUAUCCAAGUUUAUUUGGUAACGUUUACUUUUGUAGUAGCAAAAGUCACUCCCCUUAGCUUAACAAAGACAUGAAUAAAGUUCAGAAUGUCAUGUAAAGGAACUGUUAGCGAUUCUCAUGCUAGGGCAGGGUAAUGAAAGUCAUUCCACUGAAGCGCUGGUUAUGUCCGGAUGCAUUUGUUUUUGUUUGUUUGUUUGUUUUUAGGGGUUAUUUUAUAGUAAGUUUGUGAUAGACAAUCACUUAGUGUGUGUACUUGGUAAUGUUUCUGAGUUUCACAGCACAUUUGUUCAAAAGUCUAUUUUCUGUUUAAAUGUAAUAUAAAUAAAUAAAUAAAUAAUGUGCCCAUUUAUAAUAAUUCAUUUUGCUUGCUAUGUUUGUUUCUUUGUUGCUUCUCCUUUGUUGUUGUAUUGACUGCUCAGGGAAUGAUUAAGCUAUAUUGUCAGCACACUAGCUCUGAUAAUCUGGUUUGAAUUCACCAAUUUUUGAGAACUAGUUAUUUAUUGGAUGGAGUCAGUGGUACAAUAUUAAGAAAGUGUUUAGUGUGCAUGAGAAGAUACAUUGAAUACAAGAUACAGUUAUUACUCAUGAAUGAGUAUCUGAAGUUGUUUUACAAAACUGGUGGCCAUUUUAGUCAAAAUUCCAACUGAAGAUCACUGAAGAUUACAAAUACUGUAUCUGGUUUGUCCCAGUGGUUGGCAUUUUAUAUUCUUGUUUCCUCCACCAGAUGGCAGCAUGAUAAAAGCCAUGAUUAAUAUCCAACAGUAAUUCACACAACACAAAAAAAACAAUAUUUGUUCCUGUAAUUUUGCAUUACUGUUGGUGGGGGGAAAAAUAAAAAGAACUGACACACUAACAAAACAACAUAAUGUUUGGUUUCCAAAGCCUACCUAGGCGUUCCAUCCUAGUUUGUAUACAUACAGUGUACUUUGUUUCACUCAGAAAUUCAAGUAAUUACACCCUGGCGUAAACAGUUUUAAGAGAGCAAACUUUUCAGUCUUUUUGUUUAUGCAACUGCAUGUCAACAUUUGUAGUGAAAGUAAAAUAUGUUUUAUUUUGAUUUGUGGUGUUAUUUAUUUAUUAUGUAUUUAAAAUGGGUGUUUUACCACAUGUGCUGUUUUGCUUGCAAGCAUGUGCUCAAAUGGAAUUGAUACAGGUCAAAGUCAAUAAAAAUGUAUUUUUGAAAUGGCCACUAAAAGUGACCUUGGAAUUCUUGAGGGGUCUCUUACUGUAUUCAACAAAAUGUUGAUUGUACAGCUAUGGCCAAAAGUUUUGCAUCCCUCCUAUAAAAUUAACACAUUUUACU
Polyodon spathula (Mississippi paddlefish) is the source of this 4533-nucleotide messenger RNA. RefSeq names its product RAR-related orphan receptor B (gene rorb). Gene Ontology annotation, cellular component: nucleus. The record is from RefSeq and is a predicted model, not a curated record. Gene Ontology annotation, molecular function: zinc ion binding; nuclear receptor activity; RNA polymerase II cis-regulatory region sequence-specific DNA binding. Gene Ontology annotation, biological process: regulation of transcription by RNA polymerase II. Lineage: Eukaryota; Metazoa; Chordata; Actinopteri; Acipenseriformes; Polyodontidae. The coding region runs from base 234 to 1622 and encodes 462 amino acids. The transcript is spliced from 10 exons.